Messenger RNA from Linum tenue, 482 nucleotides. The record is from the annotation of a GenBank genome assembly. Lineage: Eukaryota; Viridiplantae; Streptophyta; Magnoliopsida; Malpighiales; Linaceae.
GCAGCCCAAAACCAAAGGGACAGUAGUAGUCUUUCUGAAACGCCAAACUCACACCUCUCCUCCACACCAUCAGCAUUCACCACCACGAUUGCUAUUGGGAUUUCGCUACGCUGCGCUGCUCUCUCUCUCUUUCCCUCUCUGAACUCAAAGCUGCGGAUGUAUAGGCAUCCAUCGCCUCUCUCUUUCCUGCCUCAGGGGUUGUAUGCUUUGGCUGAAACGGUGCCCUUUGUUCUUCUUCUUGUUCUUGUGUUGCAGCAGCAGUAGUCGGAAGUAGAGAGAAAAGUCGGAUAUGGCAGCGGUAAGAUCGAGCUUACCGUCUAGGUUGAGGCAGCUUCUUUCCGGAGAAAGCCUAAUCGGUCCUUCCAUUAAACUUGACUCCGACCCUCCCCCAGGAAUUAAAGCAUUCAUAGAAAAGGUCAUUCAGAGUCCAUUGCAAGACAUUGCCAUACCACUCUCUGGCUUCCGUUGGGAGUACAGUAAGG